Molecule: messenger RNA, 3052 nt
Organism: Varanus komodoensis (Komodo dragon)
Lineage: Eukaryota; Metazoa; Chordata; Lepidosauria; Squamata; Varanidae
Gene: NAP1L4
Product: nucleosome assembly protein 1 like 4
Exons: 16
Coding region: 484-1641 (385 amino acids)
Biological process (GO): nucleosome assembly
Cellular component (GO): chromatin; nucleus
Molecular function (GO): histone binding; chromatin binding
Source: RefSeq, a predicted model, not a curated record
UCCCAGCACGGGCACCAUUUUAAGAGGCGGCCGCGGGGGGAGGUGGGCCGUUCCGCGUUGCUGCCCUUUAGAGAGGAAGAGGAGGAGAAGAUGGGCGAGGCGUCACUCUGUGCGGCUCAACGGGGCCUGGUUUCCUAGGCCGGGUUGCCACAUGCGGAUGGGAGGGGAGCCGCUUCCUCUCCAAUUCUCAGGGCGGUUCCCGUUGCUUAGCCCUUGCUGGAUUCCGCCCCAUGCAGGCGCCGCCGUGUUUCUUUCUCCUGUCCCUUUUCUCAGCCAUGUGUUCGGGGCUUUCUGCCCCCGUCCAGCUGCGUGGGCCCUGCCGUAUAGAAAGGAGUAUAGAAGAGGUGUGCCGCGACAUAUAAGGAUGAAAAUUAAAGCAGGCUCCCACAAUUUACUGUUCUAGUCUUUAGUGCCCCCCUACCUGGAGAACCAAGAGCAUCAUUUUAAUAAGAUUGGCCUAUAGGAGGAUAAAAGAGCUUACAGAUGGCAGAUAAUAGUAAAACAGAAGAUACUGCCUCAGAUUCUGUGGAAGGUGCUAAAGGUGACAAAAAAGAAAAAUUAGCAGAUCAAGUAAUGCAGAAUCCACAAGUCUUGGCAGCUUUGCAGGAGCGACUUGACAAUGCACCUCACACUCCUUCCAGUUACAUAGAAACUUUACCAAAAGCAGUGAAAAGAAGAAUUGAUGCCUUGAAACAGCUUCAGGUGAAAUGUGCCCAUAUAGAAGCUAAAUUUUAUGAAGAAGUUCAUGAUUUAGAGAGAAAAUAUGCAGCCCUCUAUCAGCCUCUCUUUGAUAAGAGAAGGGAUUUUAUCAUUGGUAGUGCUGAACCUACAGAUGCUGAAGCAGAGUGGCACAGUGAAAAUGAGGAAGAAGAAAAAUUAGCUGGAGACCUGAAAAAUAAAGUAGUAAUAGAAGAAAAAGAAGCAGGAGCAGCUGAAGAGACAAACCCCAAAGGAAUCCCAGAUUUUUGGUUCACAAUAUUUAGAAAUGUAGAUAUGCUGAGUGAAUUAGUACAGGAAUAUGAUGAACCAAUUUUGAAGCAUCUGCAGGAUAUCAAAGUGAAAUUUUCUGAGCCAGGACAGCCUAUGUCUUUUACAUUAGAGUUCCACUUUGAGCCCAACGACUACUUUACUAAUACAGUUUUGACAAAAACCUACAAGAUGAAGUCAGAGCCCGAUAAGACGGAUCCUUUUUCAUUUGAAGGCCCUGAAAUUGUUGACUGUGAGGGAUGUACUAUUGAUUGGAAGAAAGGAAAAAAUGUUACAGUUAAAACAAUAAAAAAGAAACAGAAACACAAGGGGCGAGGCACAGUCAGAACAAUUACUAAACAAGUACCCAAUGACUCGUUUUUUAACUUCUUCAGUCCUAUAAAAGUUUCAGGAGAUGGAGAAUCACUGGAUGAAGAUUCAGAGUGUACUUUAGCAAUAGAUUUUGAAGUUGGGCAUUUCUUCCGUGAAAGAAUAGUGCCCCGUGCUGUGCUCUAUUUCACUGGAGAAGCUAUAGAGGAUGAUGACAAUUUUGAAGAAGGAGAAGAAGGAGAAGAGGAGGAAUUGGAAGGUGAGGAAGAAGGAGAGGAAGAUGAAGAAGGGGAAAGUGAACCUAAGAAAGAUGCCAGCCAGCCUGCUGAAUGCAAACAACAAUAAGGAAAUACCACUCCUGAGUGAUAUUUGAACAACCUGUAACAAAUAUUUGGAUACCUGGCCUGCAGUUCAGGAUAUUCCAUUGCUGCAGCACAAUCUUAUUAACAAUGCUUAAAACUAAAUUGUUUUCAAAUGCAUGAUUUUCACUAACUUCCUUUUUUUUUUUUUUUUUUUUUGGCUUAACUUGUACAGUGGCAACUUAAUGCAUUUGAGAAAUAUGAGGUUCAGUUAAAGCACACUCUACGGCCUUUGGUACAUGGUAGUUCAACUGUCUCAGUAGGCUUUCCCAUUUAAAUUUUCAAGGGAAAAAAACCAAUUUUCCCUUCUGAAAAACUCGCCCUCAGUACAAAGUAAUUUUUGCCUAAAUAUAAGAGUACAUUAAAUUAAUAAAAUACAGUUAACAUGAAGCAAUAUGAUUUCUGCUAGCUUUUUCCCUUUAAAAUAUGUUUCCUGCAAGCUUCCAAUCAAACUAGUGCUACAGAGCCACUUAAACAUUGCCAUCUCCAGUAAAGGUAAUUUGAAUGCGAAGUAACAUUUCCUUUAUCUUUUUUGAGAGGAGGUGGUGGUUGAGAAAUAUGUAGUUGUUCACUUUAUUUAUUCAUGUUUGUAAGUACUUUGAUGAACUAGUGCUUUUAAUAGUUUUAAAUAUACUUGAAAAAUAUUUUCCUGUUUAUAAAAUAUGGGUACUUGUACAUGGAAUACUCAUACUCUGCUCACAGAAUGAUUGCUAAUCAAACUUUUCAAGACAAUGAACUUUGGGAAGAAAAGGGGAGGUCCUGAGACGUAUCUCCUGGUUUGAGUAAAGUGAGUUGCAGCACUAAAAUGUAUCACUGGCCUGGCUUGUUCAGAUGAUCCUCCCGGACAGAUCUGGGGCAUUGAGGAUAAGGUGCAGGUUCGGUGUGGUUUACACUUGACCUCCAAACCAAAAUUAGAAACUGUAUUUGAAUUCUGGUUUGGGGGUAGAGUGCAAACUAUAGCUUAACCAGUAAGACAUUGCAGCAAACUAUGGUUUGCACUAAGCAAGAAACAAAGCAAUGCUGCACCGCACACAAGGAGUGUUUUGGAUAUCUUGGAGGAUUGCCUGAACUGGACCUGUGAGAAACGUUUAAUUGGGAAAAUAUAAAUUGAAUUUUAAGCAAGUGUGUAGUUUACAUUUUAUUUACAGUACUCCGAUCCCUCUGUGCCACACUCCAAUGGUUUCUCAAAAUCCAAUCUCUUUCAGAAGAUCUGUUCUGAAUUACAGUUCACAUUUCUCAUGCGUACUCCAGGCAACAGCUCACAAGCAACUGUAUGAAUGCUGUUACCAGGCAUGUAGAGAGUGCUCCAGCCUUACCUUACACAUUUGUAACUUAAUACGGUGUUUUCAAUUUGUACAGAAUAGUUAGAAUAUUCUAUUAAAGUUGUGAAACAUGAA